AUGGCCACCACACGAUCCGAAUCGAAUCUAGAGAGACGCCAACAGAUUGAAACAGAGACCCAGACAGAGACAGAGAGAGGACACAGUGACGUCUCAUCCAGAGUCAACAAGAUCCUUAACGAGUACGGCAGGACUCCAUUAUCCAGCACAUCCAUCCAGGAGCCUCUCCAGUCCACGCCCGAAACAAUCCUAGCGUUCGUUCUAGACGCACUGCUGAAAUCACGCCCGAUCUCGCACGAUCUCGCACAACGGGCUGCCAACCAACUGAUCGAAGAGGGAUACCACGAUAUAAACGUCUUGGCAGGGAGUACAUGGCAGGAAAGGACCAAAGCGCUGCAGGCUGGAGGGUAUAAUCGGUAUAGAGAGCAGGGGGCGACCAAUCUCGGCGAUCUUGCUACACUAGUGAAUGAUAAAUACAGUGGUGAUUUGAACAAUCUCGUUUCUCGAGCAAAUCGAAACCGUGACAAGGUCAAACAUUUGAUCAAAGAGGUGAAAGGUCUCGGCGAUCUGGGGGCUGAUAUCUUCCUGAACAAUGUGCAGAGCGUCUGGCCGUCGAUGGCGCCCUUUGUCGAUGCGCGGAGCAUCAAGGCAGCCGAGGAACUCGGACUGGGUACAGACCUGGAAGUUAUCUAUAGGGAGCUGGGUCACGACUCCUUCAAGAUGAGUAGAUUCGCUAAUGGGUUAUCUGCCGUACGACUGGAGAAGAAGGUGCAUAAAGUCGAGGUGGAAAUGAAAUCAGAGUAG
Messenger RNA from Penicilliopsis zonata CBS 506.65, 744 nucleotides. RefSeq lists its product as hypothetical. Gene Ontology annotation, biological process: DNA repair. The coding region runs from base 1 to 744 and encodes 247 amino acids. Gene Ontology annotation, molecular function: catalytic activity. The transcript has 2 exons. Lineage: Eukaryota; Fungi; Ascomycota; Eurotiomycetes; Eurotiales; Aspergillaceae. The record is from RefSeq and is a predicted model, not a curated record.